Molecule: messenger RNA, 781 nt
Organism: Monodelphis domestica (gray short-tailed opossum)
Lineage: Eukaryota; Metazoa; Chordata; Mammalia; Didelphimorphia; Didelphidae
Gene: C1H10orf143
Product: chromosome 1 C10orf143 homolog
Source: RefSeq, a predicted model, not a curated record
AGGGGAGGGGACGUGCGGCCGGGGCGGCAGGAGCCGUGGGGGCGGGGCCCAGGCUUGAGAGCUCAGGGCUCUGGCCGCAUGGAUCGUGGUUCGCUGGCCGGCCUGCGGCGGCCUGCGGAGGAAGAGUGGGGCGGCCCCGGGGACGCGAAACGGGCCUGCAGGGCCAUCGUGGCCGGAUCCGGGGAGGAUGCCGGCCACUGGCCGUGCUGGACCACCGAGCGGAGCUCCCAAGCCAAGAGCUUCCUGACGCGGGAGAUGGUGCCGGCGGACGUCCCAGGCAGACAGAGCGCCGCGAUUUCUGGCCACAACGGAAGGCGGCCCCCCCAGCCCUGCUCACGAUGCCUGGCCGGCCAGUCCGGCCAUUUAAGCCAUACCAUGAGUUGCUAGAAGAGGUAAGCAGGCAGCGCAGGCCGAGCCGCCAUCUCCUCAGGAUGCUUCAGGGAAACGUGGCCCAGCUGGAUCGAAGGGCCCAAGAACGCGGGGCUGUUACCUCCUGGGAAGCCCCUGGCUCCCUGGUCCUCCUCUCCGGGGCUCUGAAGAGCAGCAGCGCCGCUGCCGCCGCCUCCUCCGCGCAGGAAUAACUCCCACCCUGCCAAGCGUCCUGGGUCCUCCCCAGGGGGGCGGGGCGGUCAGUGAGUCCCCUCCCAGAGGCAGCCUGUCCCUCCUGCUGGAUGCCUUUGGCGAGCCAGGCCGCUGGUGCCCACUUUUAAUAGAAAUUAUUUUUGUAUGACAAAAAUGUAUGUUCUCUCCUGCCACAUAAAGCUGGGAGGACUCGGCUCCA